AUGAGACAGAUUGUUGAUGCGGAGAGACGGUUCAUGGAAGACUUUAUUAACGCCGAACGGGCCUCUCUAGAGGUUGACCGCGGGCCAUGUAGGUCUCCAUAUAGGCGGGCUUGUUUCUUUAGAAAUAUUGACUUCGAGCCAGAGAAUACCUUUUCUGCAUGCUUUAAAGCACCGGCUGAGCGCGAGCUAGAGUUCCGUGAAGGAUUUACGCCUUGCCUCGACGUCCCAUCCGACCACUGCAUGUCUCGCCCUACUAUUCGCCAUCAGGACUUUUCACCUAAGAUUGUUUUGGUAGAUACCUCUAACGACGUGAUAGGGAUCAUUGACUAUUAUUCUGCCUCCUGUCUGUGCGCUGGAAUCCCCGAUCAUUUUCAAAAUUGGGGUGAUCCAUUGUCUGAGAAAUUACCGAAGCCAGAGGUCAAGUUACCAGAAUGUUUUGAUUAA
Penicillium robsamsonii is the source of this 444-nucleotide messenger RNA. RefSeq lists its product as uncharacterized. NCBI's taxonomy places the organism in Eukaryota, Fungi, Ascomycota, Eurotiomycetes, Eurotiales, Aspergillaceae. The transcript has 4 exons. Bases 1 to 444 code for a protein of 147 amino acids. The record is from RefSeq and is a predicted model, not a curated record.